UCCAGUGUCGGUUUGCUCGGCAACAAGAUGACCAUGUUCUGUGUAGACGUUACAAAUGCGCAUAAGGUUGAAGGCGCUGGCGGUGGCAACCCCUCCGAAGGCGAAGUCAUUGAAGUAAUUGACUGGCCACUAAGCGAACUCGACAAACUUCUACUCCAAGGCAGCUAUCUAGACCCCUCGACUGAAUCACCUGAAAUUCCGGAGACGGUAGCAUCCUUGCUUUUCGCUGUCAUGUGGUACAAGCAGAACGUCUUAGGCAGGAAAUUUCAUCAAGAGGGCCCAUCUUGA
Molecule: messenger RNA, 288 nt
Organism: Protopolystoma xenopodis
Lineage: Eukaryota; Metazoa; Platyhelminthes; Monogenea; Polystomatidea; Polystomatidae
Source: the annotation of a GenBank genome assembly